AUGGCAAACAAGAUAAGUGAGACAGGUUCAAAGAUGGAUGAUUAUGAAGUCGUGGAACAGAUCGGAAGAGGCGCUUUCGGUUCUGCUUUUCUUGUGAUUCACAAGUCCGAGAGAAGAAGGUAUGUAGUGAAGAAGAUUCGUUUAGCUAAACAAACAGAGAGAUGCAAGCUUGCUGCGAUCCAAGAGAUGAGUUUGAUAUCAAAGCUUAAGAGUCCUUAUAUUGUGGAGUACAAAGAUUCAUGGAUUGAAAAGGAUUGUGUAUGCAUUGUAACUAGUUAUUGUGAGGGUGGAGACAUGACUCAAAUGAUAAAGAAAGCUAGAGGAGUAUUCGCAUCCGAAGAAAAACUAUGCAGAUGGAUGGUUCAGCUACUGUUGGCUAUAGAUUACCUUCAUAACAACCGAGUUCUUCACCGUGACCUUAAGUGCUCCAACAUAUUCCUCACCAAAGAAAACGAGAUUCGACUAGGUGACUUUGGCCUUGCAAAACUUCUAGGCAAAGAUGACCUCGCUUCCUCGAUGGUUGGGACACCAAACUACAUGUGCCCUGAACUUCUUGCAGAUAUACCUUAUGGUUACAAAUCUGAUAUUUGGUCUUUAGGUUGUUGUAUGUUUGAAGUAGCUGCACAUCAACCAGCCUUCAAGGCUCCUGACAUGGCUGGACUCAUCAACAAGAUUAACCGCUCUACGCUUUCUCCUCUACCAGUCAUGUAUUCCUCUUCAUUAAAAAGACUGAUUAAAAGUAUGUUGCGCAAGAACCCUGAACAUAGACCAACUGCUGCAGAAUUGUUAAGACAUCCUCACUUACAGCCAUAUCUUCAACAAUGCCAAAAUCUGUCUCCUGUUUUCAAACCGGUUGUUUCCAAAUCAGAACACAACACCUACGAGAGCAGAACAGGCGAGACCCGUCUCCCUCCAAAGAACGGUACUCCGAAAUCCGCGAAAACAUCCAUUAAACAUAACCAAAUAGUAACGGAAGAAGCAGAGGAAAGAGAGAAGGGAAACAAGAACGCAAGCUCUUGUUCAAAAGAGAAAGAGAGACCAGCAAAGAGCCAAGAAAUGUCCUUGAUCAGCACGUUAACGCUGCUACGCGAGUUUCAGAAGAAGAGCCCGAGGAGCGAGGAGAGAGCAGAAGCAUUGGAGUCUUUGCUUGAGCUUUGUGCAGGUUUACUUAGGCAAGAGAAGUUCGAUGAGCUCGAAGGAGUCUUGAAGCCAUUUGGAGAUGAAACAGUUUCAUCAAGAGAAACCGCGAUUUGGCUUACCAAAAGUCUCAUGAAUGUAAAGAGAAAGCCAAACGAUGAUGAAACCAAUUCUUGA
This is a messenger RNA of Microthlaspi erraticum, 1314 nucleotides long. Lineage: Eukaryota; Viridiplantae; Streptophyta; Magnoliopsida; Brassicales; Brassicaceae. The record is from the annotation of a GenBank genome assembly.